UUAAAAUCAAUUUAAAAAGUAAACAGUAAAUAUUACCUUCCCAACAGAGCUUCACAUCCAAAACGAAUAUUAGAAGCUCAAGAACGCAAGCUUUUUUCUCUGCUCCACAAAUUUUCGAUGUUCUUCAAAGAUCACAUUUUAUCUCAUCCCAGAUAAGUUUUUCUAGCUCCAUUCAUUUCCUUUGAUGUUUCUCAAAUUUCCCAUUAACUCAUUUAGAUUAAUAUCGAUUUUCAAGAGAGAUUUUGACUGGUAGUUGCGUACGAAUCAUCACCGCUCCCAUUAGAUUUUUAUUUUUUUUUCCCUUUUCUUUUCAUAUUUCAAUCUCACAAGCAACAAUAGUGCAGUUUUUGAUAGAAAAAAGCAAGUUGGGAUUUUUAGUUUUGGUUUACGACUUUACGUACAAGUUUGGUCUAAGCUAUUAGAAUCUUAACUUUCACACAGUGAGGGUGUUCUGCGUGAAAUAAUCUUGUGGGUUUGAAGAUAUAUAAUUCAAGGAAAGGGGAUCGUUUUGGUUUGUUGUGAGUUUAUGUGUGAAAAUUUCUUGUGGGUUUGGAGAUACGUAAUUUCUAUCUUGAAAAAGCCAAAGGAUUUCAAGAAACAAGCUUUUUCAGUUCUUGAAGUUUCUUACACACAGUGAAGGUGUUUCUGUGUGAGAUUUCAUUGUGAAUUUGGAGAUACAAUAAUCCAAGGUAGAUGGGUCUUUUGGGUUUGUUACUAGUCGAUUAAUUGAUGUUUAGGAUUUGAAUUAAGAUCUAUAACAUUACUUUGUCUUGAUUCUUGAAAAACCCUACGAUUUUCAAGAAACUUCAUCUUUUUGGUUGUUUAUGUCUUGAGCUAGUUUUGUCAUUAGUUCAACAAUGGGUAAAAAGUCAGGAAAAAAUAAAUACGAUAAUGACACCAUCAUUUUCAUUUCCAUGGCACAAGAACACAAAGAAGAGGGAAACAAAUUAUUUCAAAAGAAAGAUUACGAAGGUGCCAUAUCAAUUUACCAAAAAGCCCUCAAAUUGCUUCCCAAAAACCACAUAACAGUCUCUUAUCUCCAAACCAACAUUGCAUCAUGUUACAUGCAAAUGGGUAUUACCGAAUUCCCGAAGGCUAUUCAUGAGUGUAAUUUAGCCCUUGAAGUUACACCGAAAUAUAGUAAAGCACUUUUGAAACGAGCUAGGUGUUAUGAGGCUUUAGAUAGACUCGAUUUGGCUUUAAAAGAUGUUAAUCUUGUAUUAAAUAUGGAACCAAAGAACAUCAUGGCAAUUGAGAUUGCCCAUAGAGUGAAAUCACUUAUAGAGCCAAAAAAUCUCAUUGUCAAUGAAGAAGAAAAAAGUGAAAAACUUGAGCAUAUGGAUGAAAAAGUGGACAAGAUUGAAGUGAAAGAAACUAAAGAUAAGUUGGUUGUUGUGGAUGAAAAAGAUUCAAAAAAUCUCAUGGUGAGUGAAGAAAAAAGUGAAAAACUUGAGCAUAUGGAUGAAAAAGAAGUGAGUGAAGAAAAAAGUGAAAAACUUGAGCAUAUGGAUGAAAAAGAAGUGAGUGAAGAAAAAAGUGAAAAGCUUGAGCAAAUGGAUGAAAAAGAAGACAAGAUUGAGGAGAAAGAAACCGAAGAUAAGUUGGUUGUGGAUGAAAAAAUAAGGAAAUUUAGCAAAGAAAAUAACAAGCCAAAAAGGAGUAUAAAAUUGGUCUAUGGGGACGAUAUAAGAUGGGCAAAAAUUCCAAUUAAUUGCGAUGUUUUGGAAUUAAGAGAAAUUAUAUUCGAACGAUUUCCACUUUCACGAGCUGUUUUAAUAAAAUAUCAAGAUCAAGAGGGCGAUAUGGUCACAAUUACCACAAACGAAGAAUUAAGAUGGGCGGAAUCACUUUCGGAUCAAACUUCGGUCAAACUUCACAUCAUAGAAGUCAACCCGGAGCAAGAUCCAUUUUUCGACCAUUUUAGAAGGCAAGAAAAGAAGAAAAAGCUUUUAAAUUCAAAAUCUUGUAUCGAUGAUUGGAUUCUAGAAUUUUCAGAGGUUUUCAAGAACUAUGUCGGGUUUAAUUCGGAUUCUUAUUUGGAUCUUCAUGAAAUUGGUAUGAAGUUGUACAUGGAAGCUAUGGAGGAUGCGUUAACAAGUGAAGAAUCUCAAGAACUUUUUAAUAAAGCAGCCGAUAAGUUUCAAGAAAUGGCAGCUUUGGCUUUGUUUAAUUGUGGAAAUGUGUAUAUGUCAAAAGCGAGAAAAAGGGUUUUUGAAGAAUCAAAAAAAGAUUUAUACGAAUGGGCACAAAAUGAGUAUUCAAAAGCUGGUGAGAUGUAUGAAAAGGCAAUCAAAGUGAAGCCUGAUUUUUAUGAAGGUUUUUUGGCUUUAGGACAUGAGGAAUUUGAGAAGGCGAAAAUACGUUGGUAUUAUGAGAUUGAGAAAAAUGAUGAUAUUCAAAAGUGGGAUUCGAAUGAGGUUACUGAACUUUAUAAUAAAGCGGAAGGAAAUAUGGAAAAGGGAAUGGGAAUGUGGGAGGAAGGUGAUAAAAAAGAAGGUGGAAAUAUGAGGUCUUUGAUAAAUGUUUUGUGGGGUACUAUGCUUUAUGAAAGAUCAAGUAUGGAGUAUAAAUUAGGGCUUGAUUUUUGGCAUGAAUGUUUGGAGAUUGCUGUUGAAAAAUUUGAAGUUGCGGGUGUUUCUCAUACGGAUAUCGCUGUUAUGAUAAAGAAUCAUUGUUCUAAUGUUGAUGCACCACAAGGUUUAGGUUUUGAUAUUGAUGAGAUAGUACAAGCAUGGCAUGAAAUAUCCGGUUAUUACACGCAAAAGGAAAACGGGUGCUUCUUGUUCCACGUCCAACUACUUGGGUACUAUUGUGUUGCAGGUGAGUUGUAAUUAUCACGAUAAAAGAUAGUAGAUAACACGGAGGGUAGUUACGUAAACUGGUGAAAAAUACUUUCAUUUUUUCGUGUAUUUGUUUUGAAGGUCAUAUAGAGUUAUUUUUGUUGUUUUGGCUUGCAAGUUUUAUUCAUUUGGUGUGUACUCUUAAUUAUGUAACCAAUGUUGAUUUGGUAGAAAGCGAUUUUGGAUUUUCUACACAAUGCCUUAACUUGUACUUUCUUUGUUACUAUUUCC
Molecule: messenger RNA, 3071 nt
Organism: Lactuca saligna
Lineage: Eukaryota; Viridiplantae; Streptophyta; Magnoliopsida; Asterales; Asteraceae
Source: the annotation of a GenBank genome assembly